AUGAAGUUGAAUUACUUUGGAAUUGUUAUCUCAAAUUUUAUGCCAAAAACGGCAAAAGUACGCGUUGCAAAAGAAAAGUUCCAUCCAGUCAUCAAAAAAUAUGUAACAAAAUACCAAAACUAUAUGGUACAGGAUGAUCGUGGAUGUGGAGUUGGUGAUGCUGUAGUUAUUCAGCCUUGCAGACCGCGUUCUGCGACAAAGAGAUUCGAAAUUAUAAAAAUACUACAAGAAGCAAAUCGCGUUUCUCCCAAUGCGUUUUCUACAUCCAACGAGACACCAACUGAAUUAAAAUCAUAA
Molecule: messenger RNA, 297 nt
Organism: Schizosaccharomyces osmophilus
Lineage: Eukaryota; Fungi; Ascomycota; Schizosaccharomycetes; Schizosaccharomycetales; Schizosaccharomycetaceae
Gene: mrps17
Product: mitochondrial ribosomal protein subunit S17
Exons: 1
Coding region: 1-297 (98 amino acids)
Biological process (GO): translation
Cellular component (GO): mitochondrion; ribosome
Molecular function (GO): structural constituent of ribosome
Source: RefSeq, a predicted model, not a curated record